CAAUUGAAAAAACCUCUCAGCGCUUCGACCCCUAUCAGCAACGUCUCGGAUAAUAGAAAUGAGUCGACGGAAGAUCUGGUUGAAUGUUCAAUGAAUUUGUCACAUCAAAUUAUAAUCAGAACAAUUAAUUCAAUAUUCCAAAGCAGCUAUCUGGGAAUGACUAUUAAGAGAAUAAUCGAAGGAGGUGGGCGGAUAUUGGGAAAGAUACACACUUUUAAAAGCAAACUACAUGAUGUGUACACUGAGGUGAUAAAUAAGAUUUCUCUAGCACACCAUGAUGACAAAAGGUUUAUUUUUCCUAACACCACAAAAACUUUACCUUGGGGACACUCUGACAUUGAGUUUUACCAAACUGACCCCUCGUUGAAUGUUAAAUAUGCUAUAGGUGCAAUCAAUGAUAUUGCAGAAGGCGCUUUUCCUGAAAAUUGUAAUUUAUACUUGUUUAAUAAAAUUAAUGUUAGAGGAAGUUUGUAAGUAUUAGAUUUAGGUUACUUCAAGCUCGUACAGGUAAAUAAAAGCAACA
Messenger RNA from Acanthoscelides obtectus, 523 nucleotides. The record is from the annotation of a GenBank genome assembly. Lineage: Eukaryota; Metazoa; Arthropoda; Insecta; Coleoptera; Chrysomelidae.